GCUGGCCCGGACAAGACAAGGCUGUGGCUUGUGGAAUUCUGCCAGCUCCGGCCGCUUCGAAGUGGACACCUGAACACCAAGGCUUGAGAGUCGCCUAAGACCGGCACUAACUCGAAGUUCUCUAGAGCUGUUUGCUCAGGAACAUGAGGACAAUUGUUUCCUUUCGACUUCAACUUCACCAGCUUUUUCCUUCAUCAACCUUUCUUUUCGCAACGCGAUCUUUUCACAACAAGAAUCUAUCACCAAUUCUUGUUCUUAUAUAUUCUCAACCGGGCUCAGACUCGCUUCUGUACUACACCACACUCUCUACGUCAAUCUGGUCAGUCGCUUCGUGAUGGAAAUGUCAACAAACGGCGGUCCCCAAGGGGGUCUCCGAAAUGGCUUCAAUGGCCUCAACAAUGGCUCUAAUAAUCUCACUAAUGGUUUCUCCGGUAUAUCAAUGAAUGGCCACGUUGGUAAUGACGUUGGUAUCAACAACGUUGUCCCUCCAACUCGUCCAUCCUCUCCAGAGUUUGGCACCACCCCUCGCGUUCUGCUUGGUCCCAUGGUCGCUGAGGCUCCCUCCCGCCAUGAACUUCUGAGCUCUGUUCCCACGGCUCAGCCACCUUUCUUCGGAGGAAUCGCUGCUUAUACUCACACUCCCCUCCCUGCUCGCGGCAGUCUCCGAGGAAGAGACUCGAAUGGCGUCAACGGUCAUGCUACAAACGGUACUGCUCCAAGCACUCCACUCGCUCAGUCUAGUCGAUACCUCACGGUUCCCGGACAGAAUGGCACCAUCACUACCACCCUUGAAGGUCUACAAAUCUCGUCUUGCACUGACAAUAUGUUGAUCCCCACUCCACACAACACCCCAGCUGCUACUCCCCGCACCUCUCCUAUCACUCCAGGAAGAGAGUCUAUUCGUCGAGCCUCUCGUGCGAAUCCAGUUACUCCACCUCCACCUUCAGGAGCGCGUCGAACCCCCACUGGCCACACCGAUUCACCGUACCCUGGAAGGAGACACGGUGAGCACCCUCGUCGUCAGUCUCCUCCCAGCCCGAUUCCAGAAACCACCAACCCAAUUGCCGGUCUCCAAGCCCUAAACAGUAAUCCGGUCGCUCCAUCAGUCUCCCCACAGCGAUCUACAACCUCCUCCGACGGUCGAGACGAUACAACCCGCGCACCCCGUCGCCUCGGUCCCGGCAUCUUCGGUACACCUCUCAACCCAACCCGUCAGCGUGGUGGCGGUCCCAAGAAGAAGCAGAAGGGUAAACUCGCGAACGGCAAGCUCACCAAUGGAAAGGCUAAGCGUAAGGGUUCUGCUAAGGAUAAGAUGCUGGAUGAUACCACUCUAGCUGUCGCUCAUGGAGAGUCACCAAUCUACAGCACAAACAUCGCCGCAAUCUUGCAACACCCCGAAGCCAUUGCCGUCCUCUCAUCCGCACCCGACAUCGACCCCACCGCCAUCACCGACUUGCUCGCCAACCCAGGAUUCAAGGACGCUCUUGCCGCAUUCGUCGAGAUCGGUCGCGCGGGACAGAACGACCCUGAUUUCCUCGAGGAGGCUCUUGCUGCUUCUAAGCGCCGUGCCGAGGGCGAAUUCGAGGGUGUGUUGGAGGCUCAGUUUGAGGAGACGUGGGCUGAGGAAGGUGGGGAGGAGUAUAGUCAGGAUGAGGAAGGUGCGUAGGGGGGUGGGGUUAUGGAAAGGGAAGGCGAGAUUGUGUUUUUAGUUAAAGGUUAAUCUGAAUGGGAU
Cadophora gregata is the source of this 1732-nucleotide messenger RNA. RefSeq lists its product as uncharacterized. Lineage: Eukaryota; Fungi; Ascomycota; Leotiomycetes; Helotiales; Ploettnerulaceae. The record is from RefSeq and is a predicted model, not a curated record. The transcript has 3 exons. The coding region runs from base 335 to 1666 and encodes 443 amino acids.